This is a messenger RNA of Anopheles stephensi (Asian malaria mosquito), 7009 nucleotides long. RefSeq names its product proteasome activator complex subunit 4A-like. Gene Ontology annotation, cellular component: nucleus; cytosol. The record is from RefSeq and is a predicted model, not a curated record. The transcript is spliced from 9 exons. NCBI's taxonomy places the organism in Eukaryota, Metazoa, Arthropoda, Insecta, Diptera, Culicidae. Bases 595 to 6357 code for a protein of 1920 amino acids. Gene Ontology annotation, molecular function: peptidase activator activity; proteasome binding. Gene Ontology annotation, biological process: proteasomal ubiquitin-independent protein catabolic process.
AUGCUACAAACUUUGCUGUGGAAAAAUGUCGAACGUAAUGACUGUUCAGAACGAGCGAGAGAGAACUUAAGUUUUGUCAUUUCGCGAAUGCACAAACGGUAGAUUAGUUGUGUGUUUGUUCCAGCAGCAAAGUCCCUCCAGCCACUAAUUUGUCCAGUCAUUGCGUGCGUAGUGCAUUUCGCUCCAUGCAGAGCAACGGCGAACAUUUAAGAGCUCUGUCUGUCCCUGCUGGGACCGUAGUGUUUCGUGGUACACUUCCUGCAUGUUGUGGAUGUGUUGGAGGUGAAAUUCAUAGCGACAUCGAAAUAGUUUAAAGCGCAAUAAUUGGUGCACCGUCCGAAAGCACACAUCUGGCGCAAACGUUACAACGAUACACACGGCAGAGGUCACUGACGAACGCUUCGGAUUUAGCAUAAAUUAGAGAUUCAAUCGAAGGUUGCGUCGGAGACAAGACGAAACCCCGGAAGAACAAUAGGUUGCUGUGUUCACGUGCAUCAUAACAACGAAGACGGACAGCUUUCACCAUUUGGACGUCGUCACCGAAACGCAAGCACCCAACAACAGCACGGAACUGCAUCGGGCAACGAUCGAACGAUGGCACAGUCACUGUCGACGGAGGCAUGCUCCUCGCUGAGCACGCUGGCAGAGACGGAAACUGCCGUGUCGAACGUGGCGGACGAUGAGAGUAGCGACGGCAUCGAACAGAGUCGACCGAAGCGAAACGAGCGUCACGAGAAGCUCGGCUUCAAGCCACAGAAGGAACUGUUUUGCAACAAAUUUCUUCCCUACGCGGACAAGCUGGACGAUGAAUCACAGGCCAACCUGGAAAGUAUCAAGAACAAUCUCGGCAAGGUGGUGGCAAUGCGCGAGAUGGGCCCGGCGGUCAUGAUGUGCAUCCGGAACCUGGUGACCUACAUCAAACUGUACGGUAUGAAGUUUUCCAAAGAGGACCACGUAAAGUUUGUGCAGCUGCUGCUGGAAAUGCUGGUCAUUCCCAAGCUGGACCCCGAUGCAAUCAACAAAAUCAGCGAAGCAAUAUUCUUUCUCCUUCGGAAGCGCGAAUGGCUCAGUACCGAAGAUUUGCAGAUCGAAUGGAGACCGCUGUACGAUCUGUUCCAUCUGCUGGUGUCACGGCUGAGCAAGAAAGGCGAACUGUUCAACACCACAACGAAGAACGAAAACGAAAACACUGUGUCACCGCUGGCAAUGUUGCUUGAAGCCGCCGCCGAGAGGAUGGGCUACGAGGUGUCGACCGUGGCUCAGUACCUCGGCAUCGAGAUGGACGCGGAUGGACUGCAAAAAUCAGCCAUGGAAGGCAAUCUGCAGUGUGCGAUACAAGUGUGCACUCCGUACUUUCGCCCUUCGGCCACGCAGGAAAUUUUGGACGAGCUGCUGCCGAAGCUACAGCCGCUCGACAAUGGCAGCGGGUGUGACGUGAUCACCAUACUGAACAUCUUUCUCAACUACGAGCAAGGGUACGAGCUGUGGUUCGAUAAGUUCAUGUCGAUCUGGAACGGAUACCACAAUCCACCGUGGGCGGGCGAUUUCAUGACGAUGUACGCGGUCGUUGGCCAGAAGAACGUUGGCCACAUCGACUGGGAACCUUACAUUGCGACCAUGUUUGCGCGCAUCACGCGCUCGAUCAACUUUCCCGUCAACUAUCGCAACACGAAGGGCGGCCGAACGAACGGGAUCCCGCCGGAUGCCGUUGCGACGUGGAUUGUGUCAGCGCUCGGACCGCGCAGCAGCGCACAGCAGUAUCUCAACACGUUCAUGUCCACGAUCGAAUCGUACCUGCAUCCGGCCAACUCGGGCAAGUGGGUUAAGAUGUUGGGCGACCUGCUGACGCUGCUGCCGCGUUUCUUCAUCGAUCGGCUCGUGAUUGAGCGGUACCGGAAGGGCCACCAUAUACGGCCGAUCCCGAACGAGCACAAGCUUACCGAGGAAUGCAUUACGGCGUUCGUGGAGUGCAUGAAGCCGGUCGCGCUGCAGGCAAUGUACUCGCGCCUCAACACGCAGGAAGUUGGGAAAGUAUUCCAAUGUCUGGCCGAUCUUCGCCCGGCGCUGAUCAUUCCGAGCAUCAUCGAGCGGGUGUACACGAGCCUGGAUUCGCUGACGGAACCGCGCAAGCUAACCGCGGCCCUGCAUGGGCUGAUCGGUGUGUCGCGAGCACUCGUUUCCGGCCACAAGGGCUACACCGAGGGGCGAACGCACGUGAUACCGCUGUUUCUGGCCACGCUGCCCGGUAUCGAUGGGAACGAUCAGAUGAAAACGGGCAGCACGUUCCACUUCCUGACGUCGGUCGCUUUCCUCAUACCGAUCAUCGAUUGCUCGCAGGCGGGCCAGUACCACACCAAUCUGACCGAUGACGAGCGGCUGCUGUGCGAGCAGACGGCGGACUUUAGCGACUUUACGCUGCAGUAUCUCGAUCGGCUGUUUUUGCUGAUCGAGAACAGCUCCACGAACAACGUGCGCAUGGAACAGUCCGAUCUGGAUACGGCACGAUCGAAGGCGGAAUCGCUGCUGGAGCCGAUGGUGCAAACCUGCACGCACGGCAUCAUGGGCCAGGCGUCGGAACCGAUCGUAGCGGCCGCAGCAAAGAAGGUGAUGGAGUUUGUGCAGACGCGCCUGUUCGAGCCGAACGUUGCGGGUCAGCUGGUGGGUUGUCUGGUGCGGCUGUUCGCUCGCAUCCACGGCAAGGAAGUGUUGCGCGUGCUGCUGCCCCACGUGCUUCGGCUGAUUGAAGAGUACAUGGCCGAGCACGAGAAUGUGGAAGCGCUCGAGAAGCACAACGACGAGAUGCUGUACUAUCUGGUGCUGUUACUGAAUCUGGUGCGGGGCGAUCCGCAAAUCGUGCGGCACUAUGUGGACGAUCUGCUGCCGACGUUCGACCGUUUGGCACGGUUUAAAUGCAAGCGUGUGUCACGCUACCUGGCACAGAUUAUCGGUAACAUGAUGAACAACAUGUCGACGCUGCAAACCAUGGACGUGCGCAACAGUCCCGACUGCUUCACGAAACCCCUGUCCGAGGUGGUGCCGGUGAAGCGCUGGGGCGAAAAGAUGGCGCCCGACAGUAAGAUCGAGUGGCGCAUACCGGACGAAGGGGCCCGGUUGGUGUGUGAGCGCAUAAUACACCGCUAUCUGCCGAAGCUGCUCGAAAAGCUGGACCGGCAUAGUGCGGGCGAGGUGACGCUGCCGCGGGAAGAGCUGCACGUAGGCAUGAUGAUGCUACAGUCACUGAUCCGCUGCCACAACUUUCUGCCCAACUGGACGGACGAGGAACCGAUCGAGCUGUUCGAGUCGUGCGUGGACGUGAAGGAGCUACAGCUGAGCGUAACGCUCGGCCUCGAAGCGCUGGAAAUUCACAUGCCAAACGGGGAGAAUGUGCGAAAGGCGAUCAUCCGGACGGUCAUGCGCCUGCAGGAUCGAAUGCAGGCGGUGUCGGAGGAUGACACGCAAACGCUCAAAUCGAUGAUUGCGCUGUACGAGAAGGUGCUGCAUCGUAAGCACCCGAACGGAUCGUACGAAAUGCAGCUGAAAACGUUCAACAGCACCAAGCGGUUCCAGACGUACCAGUUGACGCGCUGCAAGCGGGACGUGCGGGCGGUCGUGGUGACGCGCGUCAUUAUUCAGCAGGAUUGCAGGGACGAGAUGAAGCUGCCGUACUUCACUGCCACGCAUCUGCAGGUGAUGAAGAAGCUGCUGGAGCUGUCCGUGUCCUACUACUCGACGGUGCGCAUCGAUGCGCAGGCCAAGCUGCACGACAUGCUGUAUCUGUUCCCGUACGCCUAUCCACUGCUGACGGACCGCAUUGUGGAAUGUUUGCAGCUGGACUCCAAUACGCAUCACGAGCAGUUUAAGGGUAUCCUGUGUCUGCUGUUCAUAAAGCGCCGAGGCCGCUUGAUCACGCAAAACAACUGGGGUUAUCUGGCGCGCGUAUGGCCGGCCCUGUUGCGUUCGAAGCUGUCGGAGAAAAAUUCCAUCGUCAGUCUGGUGGAUGGGUUGAAGAAGAUGAUCGAUGGCCAAUCGCCGACCUAUCUGCUGGAGGUGGACAUCGGCGAGAAGGUGGUGGAACGAGCGCUUGCCCUGCGCACCCGGGCAGAUGAGCUGGAUCUGGAGGCCGGCAAGCGGGCACGCGAGCGCGAGAACAAGCGCAAUAUGGCGUUGUUCCAACAGUUGGUCGGGGAGAUUGUGCAGACGGUCGAAACGAGCAAGCUGCACCUUCGCUAUCACUAUCUCGCGUCGGUGAUGCUCAUCAACUUGUGCCACCCGUACGCGGAGCACCCGCCCUCGGUGACGAACCUGGCAGUGCACCAUCUUAUCCACGAUUCGGUGAUCGAGCGAAAGCUGGCCAUCCAGCUGAUGCUAGGCAUCUUCCGGCAGCAGAAACGGUCCCAGAAAAAGGUCGUCAUGAAUCCGCUCGAAAUCGUGGCCCGGUUGGAGGGGAAGGAUCCGUCCGCGGUUGCCGCAAACCCGGGCUCGAACGUUGCACCCGGCUAUCGGGAUGAUAACCUGUGGCUGCAGUACGAUGUGGCGAAGGUGCCGAAAAGCCAGGCAGAGUGGGACGAGCCGCGGUACAUGUACACGUCCGAGGGUUGUUUCGGCUGGACGAAGGGUUUCAAGGUGUACGCACCGAGCGCGGAGCAACCGAAGCUGAACCGCACGGUGGACGAGCUGAACGAGCACGAGCGCACGAUAUUCGAGUUUUUUGACCAGCAGGAAAACGUCGACACGCUGAUGCGGUUCUGGUCGCUCGAAGAGAAAAAAGGCCGGGAUGAGUUUAGCAGUACGCGCAUGCUGCUGAUCAAGAUGGUGAUGAAGAUGUUUGGCGAUCGGUUGCUGGAUCGCUUCCUGUCCCACAUGAAGCGGCUGAUAGAGGACAAGGCGACCGAGGGCAAUCAUCGGUGCGCGGUCGAGGUGAUGACGGGCAUUAUGCGGGGGGCCAAACACUGGACGUACGAGAUGACGCGCGAUAUGUACGCCCGGAUGGUGCCACUGAUACGGCUGGGCAUGCAAAACGUCACGGUCGACACGGACGUGUACUGGGGCAUGUGCUUCGCCACGGCGGCACAGUCGAUGGACCCGUCGAAGCAGUACUGGCUGCACGAGGUGCUGAUGGAGGAUCCGCUGCAGGACGCAAACAGCUUCAGCGACUGCAACCGGCUGUACUGCUUGCAGGGUGCCUUCAACCAGCACGUGUGGCGGAUGGCGAGUGUGGCCCACCGGCUGCUGGACUACCUGAAGCCCCAUCUGGACCAUCCGUUCCAGAGUUUGCGCGAGCGGCUGGGCAACACGCUGAUAAACAUCUUCGAGGCCGACCUUCGGUUCGAGGGAUACGAGUCGAAGCUGGUUUCACCGCAGCGUAGCGAAAUGUUUGCCUACGUCAUGCCAAAGCUUGCCAUCCUGCUGCAGAAAGAUCCCGAACCGCCGAAACCGAAGGCGGAGAAGCGGGAGGAGCUGAUGGAGGUGGAGGGAGCGGGAACAAGCUCACCGCAACAGGAAGACAGUGAAUAUGUGAAAGCGGUCCGUUUGUUUAAAACAGUUGCACACUGGGUCACGUACACCAUCCAUCGGUACUCGAACGGUAACGAAAAUGAGUACUUCGAGCUGCUGCCGAUUGCCUGCCGCCUGGAGCGAUCCGAGCACGACCAGGAGCUGAGCGAAAUCUGCACCCUACUGUUGGCCUUCAUAUCACAAGCGUUAACACUGCCAAACUGCAUGGACGUCGCACUGGCCAAGAUCGACGAGGUGUCGAAGAUGUCAUUCUGGUCGGCCCGCCGUGCCGUGAUCGAUGUGCUGCAGGUGCAGGUCUUCUACAACAUGACCAUCAUUCUUAGCCGGCCCGAAUGGAAGGCGAAGGUGCAGGAGAUCGUGCUCCGCCUGCUGGAGGACAGUGUGGUCGAGGUGCGCGAGAAGGCGGCGGAGGUGCUGUGCGGUCUGGUGCACUGUUCAUUCCUAACGGCCACCGAGGAGCUGCUGGAGCUGUUUAAGCGCAAAUGUCGCACGAAAAUCAUCCGCUCCAAACGAGUCCGGGUCGAUACGAGCUGCUCGAGCGAGGUGGCUAAAAAUGAAAAUGCGGAAGCAAAUGCCGUCCUAGCUAGGCAUACCGGUGUGCUGGGACUGUGUGCCUUUAUUUCCGCCUACCCAUACGAAGUGCCUGAGUUUGUACCGAACGUGUUUGAGCAUCUCGGUGCACAUCUGAACGAUCCCCAACCGAUACCGGCCACCAUUCGGAAAACGAUGGGCGACUUUAAGCGCACCCAUCACGAUAACUGGGAAGUGCAUCAGCUAAAGUUCACGGAAGAUCAGUUAGCCGUACUGAGCGAUCUUACCAUCGCUCCUUCGUAUUACGCAUAAACAAACACACACACACACACACACACAAACACAAGCACACUCGGACGUGUGCAAUCCGUUUUUCUCCCUUUUAUCUGCAACUGUUUCGAAAGUUAGUUAUAUUAUUUCAUUUAUAGUUAAGGAAAUAUGGAAUGUUACGUAGCUUUCCGUUGAUUUCGCUCGGUAACUGUAACUCCCCAUGGAUUCGAGGAAUUGUGGGUAGGAAUAGUUCAUGCCCGGGGCCAAUAUGGAAAUGGCUGCCAGACAAGCCAAGCGGCUGUACGUUAGCCACCGCUUGACCAACGCUGGCAACGAUCGUACAGCCCAACAUGCAACAAAGGUAGAAGAAACUAUUCCAACCUUCAACACACACACACGCACCCGUUCUUCUAGUUACGUGCGCAAACCCCAUUUUCUUAACCGUAGCAUGUAGCAAACGGGGCUGGGCUUUUACAGGGUUAUUAAUCAUUCAAUUAAUAUCCCGCACAUCGUUUUAAGUUUCGUUGGUGUAAUAUCAUAAUAUUGGUUUAUGAAUAGUAUAGCGAUGGAGUGGAAUGUGGAGCGCGGGAAGGCGAUGUGAACUGUGAAGACAACUGUGUGGUGAUGGUGAACAUGUAUAGCGAUGUUCAAUAAAUAAACAGUGAAUUCGAAUGCAGCGAUGUUACGAUGAAAA